This is a messenger RNA of Rhododendron vialii, 4781 nucleotides long. RefSeq names its product RNA polymerase II C-terminal domain phosphatase-like 3. The record is from RefSeq and is a predicted model, not a curated record. NCBI's taxonomy places the organism in Eukaryota, Viridiplantae, Streptophyta, Magnoliopsida, Ericales, Ericaceae. Gene Ontology annotation, molecular function: RNA polymerase II CTD heptapeptide repeat phosphatase activity. Gene Ontology annotation, cellular component: nucleus. Bases 473 to 4294 code for a protein of 1273 amino acids. The transcript has 12 exons.
GUCCUCCAGAAUCAUAAUCUCUUUCCUUCCUCUCCCAACCCUUCUCGUCAGUCUCAAUUUCCUUCUCUCUCCCAAAUUUUCCUGGUUUCAAAUGUUUCCUCUUCUCACAACAUAAUUAAAAUAUACAGUAUAAACAUCAUCACCAACCUUAUACAGUAUUCAAGAUCUGAUUCUCAUGAACAUUCAAAAUCUCGUCGCAUAAAACUCUCAGAUCUAGGGCAAAAAAACUUACACAAAACCCUAAGUUUGAAAUUUUGACCUUGUUCUCUUCUCCGUAGAUCUCUGUAUAUAUACUUAUCCAUAUCUGUAUAUGUAUAUGAGUCUUAUAUGUAGAGUCUUUUAUAGAUAAAACAGAUAGCAGAUUGUGUAUGGCAUCCGAUCUUGAUUGUUAGGUUCGGAGGAUUAUUUAUUACUAUUUGUAUUUAAGAAUUCCGAGAACAAAGAAACUCUGAUAAUAAUAAUAGGCUGUGAGAUGGGGCAGUCGAUCGAAGACGUGGAAGAAGGUGAAAUCUCCGACUCGGGUUCGGUGGAGGAGAUCAGUGAGGAGGACUUUGUGAAGCUGGAGGCGGCUACUAAUAAUAAUAACAAUAAUAAGCCUAGGGUUUGGACGGUUCAAGAUCUGUACAAGUUUCCCGUUUCACGGAAUUACUCCUCCGGUCUCUACAACCUCGCCUGGGCACAGGCCGUACAGAACAAAUCCCUCGACGAGGUUCUGGUCAAGCAAGAAGAGAUCAUCAACUCCAACUUGAAGAGAUCGUCUUCUUCUUCUUCAGCCACCAACACGAAACAACCGAAUAAGACGAGUAAUGGUUUAAGUUUGUCCACGCUGAAGGAUGCGGAGAAAGUUAUAAUUGAUGUGAGUGGUGAUGACGACGAUGACGAUGAGGGUGCUGAUAAGGUGGAGAAAAGCAAGGAGGAAGGUGAAUUGGAGGAAGGUGAGAUUGAUUUGGACUCUGAGAUUGUGGUCAAGAUUGAAGAUGAUGAUGAUGAUGAUGAGGGUUUGAAGGGGAAUAAUGAUGGGGUGGAUGCAAAUCAAUUGGACAAUGAUGUGGGGGAUACAAUUCAAUUGGACACUACUGAUGGGGAAGAGAAUGAGGUGGAGAGGAGGGUUAACUCGAUACGCGAAGCACUUGGGACAGUAACCAUGGUUGAUGUGGAAAAAUCAUAUAAUGCAGUUUGUUCCCGACUACAUUGCCUGUUAGACAGCUUGCGGGAAGUGGUUUUUGGAAUUUCCACUCCUAUGGCCGAUGCUCUUAAUCAACUUUCAUUUACUGCAAUACAGACUGUGAAUUCUGUUUUCUGCUCCAUGAACGAAAACCAGAAGGAACAAAAUAAAGACAUUCUGUCUAGGUUGUUAUCUAAUGUGACCAGCCAAAACCCUCCUAUCUUUUCUCCUGAGCAGUUGAAAGAGCUAGAGUUAAUGAUCACACCUAUGGAUCCUCCAACUGUUUUGCCGCCUUUGAAAGGCAACAAUAAGGCAAACAACAUACAAUUCACUGAGAGGGUGAAUCAGAAAGACUCUGAUGCUUCUGAAAAUGCUAGUCAUGAUUUGACUAGUUCAAUGGAUAUGGAGUUUGAAUCUGCGUCUGUUGAAUCUUUGCAUCCAAAUGAUGCCAACACAUUUAUGGAACGAUUGAAAGUUGGACCAAGUAGUUCUAGGGGCAGGGGGGUGUUGCUUCCCCUGCUUGACCUUCACAAAGAUCAUGAUGAAGACAGUCUUCCAUCCCCAACCCGGACAACCCCAUUGCUCAUGCCAUUGAAUAGCCUAUUGCCUAUUGGAGGUGGAGCUGUUAAACCGGAAUGGCCUUUACCCCACCCAGCUGAAGACACUGUAAUGCAUCCUUAUGAAAGGGAUGCCCUCAAAGCUGUUUCUUCUUAUCAACAAAAAUUUGGUCGCAGUUCCUUCCUUAUGAAUGAACUUCCAAGCCCAACCCCUUCAGAAGAAGAUGAUGAUGGAGAUGGCGAAACUGGUGGGGAGGUUUCUAGUUCUUCCAUGGUCGGCAGUGUUAAAACUGUCAAUCCACCAAUUUUGGCACAAUCAGCUGUUUCUCCAUUGCCGCAUGUAGACAGUUCCAAAGCAUUGAUCAAUGCAAGUUCAGCACCUAAUACAACAUUUAAAUCCCCAGUGAAGAGUAGAGAUCCUAGACUGCGAUUUGCCCAUCCUGAUUUAGGUCUGGAUCUCAAUCAGCGUCUGUUGCCUAUGACUAAAAAUGAACCUAAAGCGGAUGCUGUCGUGGAAACAGCAACCUCAAGGAAGCAGAAACCUCCUGAGGAACCUAUUUUGGAUGGCCCUGCUCUGAAAAGGCAAAGGAAUGGACUGACUGAUUCUGAUGUUGUUAGGGAUGUGCAAACUGUUUUAGGAAGUGGUGGUGGUUUGGAGGAUAGGGGCACUAGUGGACCUCAGUUCACUAGCAGCAGGAGUCAGGUGGUGGAGAACACAGGAGGUGACCCUUGGAAAUUCGAGAGUGCAGUUACUGCCUCUGGUACUGGCAUGAUUUUGCCAAAUUUACUACUAAAUGGAACUGAGACCUUAUCGGGGGCAGGUGGGAGCACGCCUUCCUUGCAAUCUUUGUUGAAGGAUAUCGCAGGGAAUCCAACCUUGUGGAUGAAUAUAAUUAAGACGGGACAACAGAAGUCUGUUGAACUUAUGACAGGCUCCACGCAUACGCCAAGCUUGAAUUCCAUACUGGGAGCAGUUCCAUCCCCGAGUGUUCCUCCUUUGAAACCCCCAGUGCUUGGGCAGGGAUCUGCCGGAUUACUUCAGACUCCUCAAACAUCUUCAAUGAACUUGCAGGACGAGUUGGGAAAAAUCCGCAUGAAACCACGUGACCCUCGACGUAUUCUACAUAGCAAUAUAUCUCAAAAGGCUGGGAGCUUGGGACCUGAUCAGGCCAAAACAAAUGCAGCUCUUGUAUCGAGCUCUCAGGAAAUGAAGGGCAAUUUGAAUCUUCAGAACCAAGAUCAAGCAGAUAAGAAGUCCACGCCUCCUAAAAAUCCACCAGAUAUUACUUCACAAUUCACCAAUAAUCUGAAAAACAUAGCUGAUAUUUUAUCAGUUUCUCAAGCAUCGAUACCUCCACCAGUUAUACCUCAGAAUACUUCUUCACAGCCCGUGCAUGUUAACUCGAAUAGAAUGGACAUUAAAAGUGCAGUACAAGAAUCAGUUAAUCUGCAGAGUGGGACCAUUCCUUUGUCUGCGGAAGUUGCUGCAGGCCCUUAUCCACCACAGAACACCUGGGGAGAUGUUGAGCAUCUGUUUGAUGGAUUUGAUGACCAGCAGAAAGCUGCUAUCCAACGAGAGAGGGCUAGGAGGAUUGAAGAACAGAACAAGAUGUUUGCUGCACAUAAGUUGUGUCUUGUGUUGGAUCUGGAUCACACACUUCUUAAUUCAGCCAAGUUUUCCGAAGUAGAUCCUGUGCAUGAUGAGUUGUUGAGGAAGAAAGAGGAACAAGAUCGUGAAAAGCCGUAUAGGCAUCUCUUCCGGUUUCCUCAUAUGGGUAUGUGGACUAAAUUGCGACCAGGGAUUUGGAAUUUUUUGGAGAAGGCUAGUAUGCUUUUUGAACUGCAUCUCUACACAAUGGGGAACAAGCUGUAUGCUACAGAGAUGGCAAAACUGCUUGAUCCAAAAGGGGUCUUGUUUAAUGGACGAGUAAUCUCUAGGGGUGACGAUAGUGAUCUUUUUGAUGGUGAUGAGAGGGUUCCUAAGAGUAAGGAUUUGGAGGGGGUUUUGGGUAUGGAGUCGUCUGUGGUAAUUAUAGAUGAUUCUGUUAGAGUCUGGCCACACAACAAACUAAACUUGAUAGUCGUAGAAAGGUAUAUUUAUUUUCCUUGCAGCAGACGACAAUUUGGGCUUUUAGGUCCUUCUCUCCUUGAGAUUGAUCAUGAUGAGAGACCGGAAGAUGGCACUUUAUCAUCUUCUUUGGCGGUAAUUGAGAAAAUACAUCAAAACUUCUUUUCACAUCAAUCCUUGGAUGAAGCUGAUGUUAGAAACAUCCUAGCUUCAGAGCAGCGGAAGAUUCUUGGCGGUUGCCGCAUUGUCUUCAGCAGGGUGUUUCCGGUUGGUGAAGCCAAUCCUCACUUGCAUCCAUUGUGGCAGACAGCUGAACAGUUUGGUGCUGUGUGCACCAACCAGAUAGAUGAGCAGGUCACCCAUGUAGUGGCCAACUCACUUGGUACCGACAAGGUCAAUUGGGCUCUUUCAACAGGAAGAUUUGUUGUACAUCCUGGCUGGGUGGAAGCAUCUGCUUUGCUUUACCGGAGAGCAAAUGAACAUGAUUUUGCCAUUAAACCGUAAACACUCAUCACACCUCAACCAGAUAUACUGGGACCUCACAAUAGAACCCACAGUUCAAGCGGAAGUGGAAGCCCAAGCGUGGAAAAUAGAAUUCAAGGGUCGUAUUGGUUGGGAAAGGGGCUGGGCUUAAACGUGUGGUUGCUACCCUUAGGUUUCCCUUUAGUGCCCUUAAUGGAAAGCCAAUGCAAACGAGAAAUUUUUUUAACUCAGAUUGUCCAAUCUUAGCGGUUUAGGCUUUUGAUGACUGGCAAAAACUGAGUGGAGAAAUAGAAUGGAGGGUCGAUGACCAAUCGAAAUUUGGAUAGCUUGGGGCAGGCCUCUUUCCAUCUGGGGUGAUAUGGAAUGGCCUUGACUGGAUUCAAUUUGAGCGUUUCGGAGAUCACCGGAUGUAGGCGCUUUAUAAGAGCAUAUGUACAAGUUUGAUGAAUUUUAAAAUUUUGGAUUUGAAACCAUCCUUAAAAUUUCAAAAAUAAAACAUUUAACUGGA